AGUUCUCAUAUGCAAGAGACAGACUUCCCAGAUUCAGCCCUGUACAGCCAUCCUUGUGCACUUAUUUUCUCAUAAACAAAAUUAACUGCACCCAUGACUGUGAAGUAUGCCAUUUGCUGAAGAACGUUAACAUUAACAUUUGGAAUAAGGCAAGCUGAUGCUGCAAGAAAUUGAAAGCUGUAACUUUUGUCUGAAACUGCAUGGGAGAAAUGGAUCUCUUGAUGCAUGAACCUUUGGGAAUAAGGCUGAUUGGAUGAUGCUACUCUCUUUAAGAUUUCAAGUUUUAGAAUCAUGGCAGACGACGAAAAGGAGCUGAUACUUGAAGAAAGCGAUAAUCAAACUAUGUCUGCCAACUUAAAAUACCUUUCGCUGGGGAUAUUGGUCUUCCAGACAACGAGUUUGGUGCUGACUAUGCGCUAUUCCCGGACGUUGAAAGAAGAAGGGCCUCGUUAUUUAUCUUCAACUGCCGUAGUUAUUGCCGAACUUCUAAAGAUUAUGGCCUGUAUUUUGUUGGUUUACAAAGACAGCAAAUGCAGUCUACGAAGUCUGAACAGAGUGUUACAUGAUGAAAUUCUCAACAAGCCAAUGGAGACACUUAAGCUUGCUAUUCCUUCUGGGAUUUACACACUACAAAAUAAUUUGCUAUAUGUGGCCUUGUCAAAUUUAGAUGCAGCCACUUACCAGGUCACGUAUCAGUUGAAAAUUCUUACUACUGCACUGUUUUCUGUGUCUAUGCUCAGUAAGAAAUUAGGGCUAUAUCAGUGGCUUUCAUUAGUGAUUCUAAUGGCAGGAGUUGCAUUUGUACAGUGGCCAACAGACUCACAAACAGCAGCAACAAAAGAGCUUUCAGCAGGGUCACAGUUUGUGGGCUUGAUUGCAGUACUUAUAGCCUGUUUUUCAAGUGGAUUUGCUGGAGUGUAUUUUGAGAAAAUUUUGAAAGAAACAAAACAAUCCGUAUGGAUUAGAAACAUUCAGCUAGGAUUUUUCGGUAGCAUAUUUGGAUUGAUGGGUGUAUAUAUUUAUGACGGAGAACCUGUAUCAAAGAACGGGUUUUUUCAAGGUUACAAUAAGCUAACCUGGAUAGUAGUAGUGCUGCAGGCACUUGGAGGCCUCGUUAUAGCUGCUGUUAUCAAAUAUGCAGACAACAUUUUAAAGGGAUUUGCAACAUCCUUGUCUAUUAUAUUGUCAACGUUAAUCUCAUACUUUUGGCUGCAAGAUUUUGUCCCUACAAGUGUUUUCUUCCUUGGAGCUGUUCUUGUAAUAGCUGCGACAUUCCUAUAUGGCUAUGAUCCAAAGCCUGCAGGGAACCCUAUUAAAGCGUAGCAAGCUCUUCCAUGAUGGACCAUUUUACUAAAACUGUGCAUUAAGGACUUCAAAAUACCUCUGUAUGGAGGACCAUUGAACACAGGAAAAGAAGAGUUUAUGCUGUAUUGGAAGAAUGCUAUCAAAUAAUGGUUUAUAGAAGACCAGUGAGGGGAAGAAGAAAAACAGUGUGUACCUCUGGAAAAGAAGAGAGGCUGAAAGUAAAACUCAAAGGGAACACAUUGCUUCUAGGACCUGCAAUUAGAAAUGCUUCCACCUUGAACUCUUGAGAUUAAAUCAGAAUGAUUUACUGGCUUUGACUGCUACAGAAAUGUCCUAUGCACUCUUCUUGCAAGAGCACGUGACAACAUCCGUUGAAUCAUACCUGUUUUUGCAAAUUGACUUAGUAUGUUUUUAAAACAUCUGCAUAAAUACCAAAUCAAAAGAAAAGAAAGAAACAGAAGAGGAAUCUUGUUCUACCGGGAUGGUUUCUGAUUAGGUAUUCCGAUUCAAAAACUUGCAAAAUAUUAUUGAAUAAAUUUCAUUUUCAGAUUUUUAAUAUUUUAUAUAGAAAGCUGAAUUAAUAAACAGAAAUCGAUGUUGUAAAACAUCUAUAUAUGUUUCUUAACAGUGAUGAACAAUUUCUUUGAUAGAUUCCAUGAGAGGGAAAAUUUAAUACUUUUAUUAUCAUUUGUAGAUUAAGUCAACAAUGUUGUGUAUAUUGUCUGUUUAUAGUGGUCAGCUCACACAAACCAUGCUGACUGCACCUUUCUUAUUUAUUUAAAUGGGGCCACACUGAAGACUCACUGAAACAAAUGGAGGUGGCAUAGCUACCCGUGAAAUCAUGUUUGUUCUCAUACAGGUUGAGGAUCCCUUGCCCUGAAAUCUGAAAUAUUCCAAAAUCCAAAAUUGUCCAUAUGAGUGGUCAAGAUAGUAGCACCUUUGCUUUCUUGUUUUUCAGUUUACAUAAACUUUGUACAAUUACUAAAAAAUAUUGUGCAUAAAUUACCUUCAGGCUAUGUAUAUACGAAACAUAAAUGAAUUGUACAUUUAGACUUGGGUCUCAUCUCUCAGAUAUCGCAUUAUGUAUCUGCAAGGAUUCCAAAAUCUGACAAAAAUCCAAAAGCACUUCAGAAGGGGAUGCUCCGUCUGUAUUGAGAAAAUGGCCAAAGUGCAAGUUUUGGUGCCAUUACUGGUUCUGAAUAUGGGUCUGUUUGUUCAAAGAACAAUUACUUUUCUUGACAAGAAAAAAAUGUAAUUAACAUACAAUACAUUUUGUUGUUUACAAAAUUUAUUUGAAAAUAUUUUUAAGAUAUUUUUGAAAUUUGCCAUGCAAUUGUUUACAGGUACUGUAUUAUAUGAUUCCUUUUGGAGCUAUGGUUAUAUAUCAUCUGUAUAUACUGUACAAUAUUACAGAGCUUUAAAAAAACAUGAGAUGGUGUAAUUAAAGUAAUUCAGUCCACUUCUUAAAUUCCCUUUUUAGAAUACAUGCCAGUUGCAUUAACCAAGAAAUGAAAACUGUUAUUGUGCAAUAAUGACAGGCUUCCUCCUGGUGGGAGCCGAGAGACAACUACGGGACCCCAUACCCUCUGUGAGCAUUCAUAUUGGGAAAAGGUUGAAUGGGUUCCAGUGGCAAAUAAUUGAGACCAGUAAGGGCUUCACUGGACAUAUGAUAAUCCUUAUAAACAAACAUAGUUUCAGUUUCAUACCCAUACUAUUUUGGUGGCUUCAGAGAUGAAACAUGAUGCAGAAGUAAUCUGUUGCAAUAAAUGUAUAUUGUUUCCGUG
Messenger RNA from Anolis carolinensis (green anole), 3089 nucleotides. It is a transcript of the gene slc35a3, whose product is annotated as solute carrier family 35 member A3. Gene Ontology annotation, cellular component: Golgi membrane. Lineage: Eukaryota; Metazoa; Chordata; Lepidosauria; Squamata; Anolidae. Gene Ontology annotation, molecular function: UDP-galactose transmembrane transporter activity. Gene Ontology annotation, biological process: pyrimidine nucleotide-sugar transmembrane transport. The transcript is spliced from 8 exons. The record is from RefSeq and is a predicted model, not a curated record. Bases 292 to 1323 code for a protein of 343 amino acids.